Molecule: messenger RNA, 831 nt
Organism: Aspergillus thermomutatus
Lineage: Eukaryota; Fungi; Ascomycota; Eurotiomycetes; Eurotiales; Aspergillaceae
Exons: 1
Coding region: 1-831 (276 amino acids)
Biological process (GO): nucleoside metabolic process
Molecular function (GO): catalytic activity
Source: RefSeq, a predicted model, not a curated record
AUGGUCAAACGCGCCGAUGAUACGGACGAUAGAGAGGUAAAAAGGCGCAAGGGCAAACAACCCGUGAAGGAAAAGUUCACCCAUGAGGAUUACACAGUUGGGUGGGUUUGCCCUUUGGAGAUAGAGCUCAUUGCUGCGCUGGAAAUGCUGGAUGAGGAACACGAGCCGCUACCACAACCUCCUACAGACCACAAUCUCUACCAUCUUGGUAGUGUCGCAGGCCACAAAGUCGUCAUUGCUGGGUUGUGGCAAGCUGGGAACAACCCAGCUACAGCAGUGGUGACCCAGAUGCGAAUCAGAUUCCCGAACCUUCGCUUUGCUCUGUUGGUUGGUAUAGGGGGCGGUGUGCCAACGAUAACGGACAAUGGUAUGCUCCGCCUUGGGCAUGUGGUCGUUAGCCAGCCUGUCGGACCAUUUUCGGGAGCGAUACAGUAUGAUCAUGGGAAGGCGAGAGAUGGUGUGUUCGAGCGGACCGGGCCAUUAGCUCCACCUCCUCCAGUUCUCCUCCUUGCUGCGCAAGCACUUGCCGCUCAGCGUGCUCGAUCAGAUAAAGACUACAUAAUGGAGAACGCUCACCGCAUAGAUACAAGCAAGCCCCAGCUACGACGGUUCAAGUUCCCUGGUGUUGAAAAUGACAAGCUAUUUCCGGCUGAUUACAAGCAUCUCUGCCCUGGACUAUCUUGCGAAGAGAGUGAAUGUGACACAGCACAGUGUAUAAAACGCAAGGUGGGCGAUCUCGAUCAACUUAUUGUGGUACACCGGGGUACCGUGGCAUCUGGAGAGCUUGUGCUAAGGGAUAGUGCCCUGAGGGACCAGCUCGCCAAGGAAUAA